AUGGAGAAAACCCUAGACCAAAUUUCUUCAGAACUAAUAAAUUCUGGGGUCACUGGUUGCAUAUUUUUAGAUCACCAUGGGCUAUGUGUAGGAAUGAAAGGAAAUGCCAGAGCAGAGAGGGCUGGUAUAAUUUCAGCAAUAGCUGAAGAAGCUUCCAAGAUUGAACCACAACAAAAAGCACCUUUCAUUCAUUUUGAAAAUGACAAUUCCUCUUGUACCAUCUACCAAACUGGAACUGUGACCAGUGCCAUUUUCCAGGAUUCCACACCUAAUGAUAAUUAA
Molecule: messenger RNA, 282 nt
Organism: Phaedon cochleariae (mustard beetle)
Lineage: Eukaryota; Metazoa; Arthropoda; Insecta; Coleoptera; Chrysomelidae
Source: the annotation of a GenBank genome assembly